GAGUCUAGAAGGAAAACUACUUAUGUUCACGCUCUCCAGCCAGAACUUGCUGAUCAUUAAACUCAAAACUAAGGUUUUGUGGUUGACAAAAAAGCAAUGCGGAUGCCUAUGUUUUUCUCCUGUUUUAAUUUCUCCCCUCAUUUCUUUUUUUUUUUUUUGGGUUUUCUUUUUGGCACACAAGCGAGUUGCUGACAUUUGCCUGGAGCACAAGCAAGCGUAGAUGAGAAAAUUGUGUGAGGCCUGUGCCCAGAAGUGCCUUCCGAUUCAGAGAAAGAGAAAAAAAUCGUCAAAUGUACCUUCUUCCUUCUUCAAGGUCAUGAUUGGCCCCGAUUUUUCUCAAGUUUUGUAUCUGCCUCCUAAAUUUGGUCGCACAGCGUCAACCCUGGUUGACGAAGAAGCCAUUGUUGAGGAUUCGAGUGGACAACGAUGGACGGUACAAAUAUCAGUUGUGGAUAAUUCUUAUGCUUUUCACGAGGGAUGGAAUGCUUUUUCGUUGGAUCAUGGGCUUGAAGUUGGACACUUUUUGGUGUUCCAUUACAUGGGAAGAUCACACUUUGUUGUUGAGAUUUUUGAUAAAUCUGGGUGUGAAAAGGUUGAUUUUCCCGGGCGGAGGAAGCAGAAGAAGAGAAAAAAGAUCAGAAUUGACCUUGAUGCUAGCGAGGAAUUGUUAAACAGACAAGGUUUAUUAUCCUCGGAGUCAGAUGCGGAAAAAGUGCAAAGCCAGGACGAGGUUGUUGGAGCAAACAGUGCAGAAAUUAACGAAGAGAAAACCUCAGAAAAGAGGAUCCAAUCUUUGUACCAAGACAAAACCUUUGAAGAUCCUUGUUACUUGAAAGACCAAGACAUUGAAGACAAAGAAAGAGAGAACAGGAGUCCUAUGUUUGAUGUCAGGUAUGAAAUAUUGAACAAUUCAGGUGCUCACAGGACCGGCAAAAUUACAGGCAGCAAUGAAAUAGUUGUUACAAACAUCUAUACCCAAGAUCCUUUGCUUGAAGAGAUGAUGGUUAAUAAUGGAGCAAAUCAAGAUCCGUUUGAAGUUGAAGUAACAAAAAGAAGUCAUUUUCUUGAAGAGUUAGACAGGAGUACAUUACAUCCUUGUGGAGCCAAGAUUCCUGAGCAUCUUUUGAUCCCAUGUACCGUGCAACAUGAAGAAACCAGAGUAAACAAUCUCAUCAUGCCCAACUGGGAAGACCAAAAGUGCCAAUUUGCUGAGAACUCAGAGACCAAGCAAUUAUUGAUAUCGAAAGAUGAAUAUCCUUUGCACGCUGGCAAUUGUGAGGAUACCAAAGAGAUGAUCGCUGGGUUGCAUGUGUCCCUGGAUGCUGCUCCUAUGUGCAAUGUUACAGUGGAAAUGGAGAGAAUGUUUCAAAAAGAGCUCCUGGACAUGACUUCAGAUAUGUGCAGUCACAAUGAUAAAAUCCGGUCAAUUAUUGGAGAUCAAGGCAGCAAUUUCAGUUCAGUGAAAGCUGAACCUUCUGACUAUGGAUAUGCCCACAUGCCUGCGUUCAUGUCAGAGAUAGAGGGUAAAGACAAUGUGACUGGGGAUGCUCGUUCAGGAUCCUGGGAGGAGACAAAGGCCGAUCCUUUACCAUAAGCCAUUGAACUUAAGAAAUCUGCACAAGUGGAUGUAAGUAAUAUUAACCAGGACAUAUGUGCACUUUUGGGCAAGAGGAGUCAUUGUGUAUCUUUUUGGUUGCUGUAGAUAGGGCAAAAAUACCAUGUUUUGUGUUACAGGUUCAAACUUGUGCUAUGUAUAUGGGUCUGUUUGUGAGUUGUGUGUAUGUACAAGACAGAGAAUCUUCUCCCAAUCCCUCAAUUUCCUUUUUUUUUUUUGGGUAUCAAUAAUAAUCAAUCUCCAUCUCUUGAUCAUUUCUUCA
Molecule: messenger RNA, 1877 nt
Organism: Neltuma alba
Lineage: Eukaryota; Viridiplantae; Streptophyta; Magnoliopsida; Fabales; Fabaceae
Exons: 5
Coding region: 221-1594 (457 amino acids)
Molecular function (GO): DNA binding
Source: RefSeq, a predicted model, not a curated record